GCCCAAUCGAGUGCCAGCGGCUCCGGCAGCGAUUCCGCCGAUGCGCCAACAAAAAAAAAGAAGCGCAAAAAACGCAAAAAAAAAUAAAGCGCUAGCGUCUGUUAAGACACUAGCAAGCAAAAGCCAGGUUUGGCUGGUGGCCUACUGUGCCUUCUGCACAAGUUCGCCGACGAGCUCGACACGAGCGAGCCACGGACGCCGAGCGACGCUGCGCAGUGUCUGCUGCCCCAAAAAGCAGCAGGAAGUCCACUGAAGGGCAGCAGCAAGCCCACAAAGGCCACCGCCUCCGCGAGGCACGCGACGGCCGACGAUGGGCCGUGGCGCUGCGCGACGCACGGGAGAUGUUGGGAGCGGGCCCGGCGGGACCAAAGAUGCGCACAAGAAGGCCUUGGGGCCCCAAGACGGCGGCGGCGGUCCGUCGACGGUAAUUGCUUUGGGUGGAAACGGGUCGGGCUCGUCACAUCCGACGAAGCCCGUCGAUCUAGAUGCUACUACGAAGAAACGUUACCGUUUACGCCAUUUCAAACGUUUGAAAGAACGCAGCAACCGACGUAAGCGUGAUCAAGAUGAACGCCUUUUCACUAAAAGUCUGAAGGCGACGGCUACCAACGAAGAGCCGAAUCGGAAAGAACGUCGCGAGGGUGUUCAGGGUUUUAAACCGGCCAAAAAAACAGUAAAAUUGAGCGUUCCGCCGCCCAAGCCCGUGAUCGUAGAUGAUGGCUCAAACAAAUUUGGCUCUCUUCAUGUGGAAACCGAAGUCACAUCAUCUCUUAUUUCUAAGACCACAACCGCCUCUACCACUACAUCUGUCGAGGAAGACGUUUAUUGGUCGCCACGCAAAUCUACCGAUAAACCAGUUAUUUCCUACAAAGGAGAAGAGCUUGAUCCAAAGGAUGAACGUGACUCUAAGAUUUGCAACGUCGUGCUGCGCGGUAAUCACUAUAUUAAUAAACAAGAGCGUCGCACGACCUUCGUGGGGGCUCUGAAGACGCACUUCGACGCGCAUAAGUCUGGUGAUGACGGCCUGUCGAAGAAAGAUGUGAACGCCGCGCUCAAGUCCUUUGCCAAGAAAGAUAGAACGGGCAAGUUCCCGAAGCUCGAGGAGCUCGAGGCGCUGUUUGGAGACAUGGAUCUGAACGGCGCGGGCCGCGUGUCCUACGACGAGCUGACGGACUUCAUCGACGACAUCGACGCCGACGACAUCGGCGCCGGCCGCAAUCGCCGCGGGAAGGGUGCCGGUGGUAUCGAAACGAUUUACCUAAAAGAAGAUCGUGUUCCUAAAUUAGAUUACAUUUACCGUGAAGACCUACAAGUGACUUAUUCUCUAAAAUUAGGACGGUUGAAACUGCGGUUGAAACUGCGAUAUAUAAUUCAGCAAUUGGCCUUCCGUCGUCAACACAAGGUGUCAUUGAAGGUGACCCACCUGAUGGCUGAGACCUUCAAACGCAACUUGAUGUUCCUAAACAACAUUCCUAACAAAGAUGUGGUGGUGUCUCAUGGGCUUCUGGCGCUGCCUUCCACUUCCGACUGCGCGGCGACUGCUGCGCCCGGCGAGGCGUCCUUCGAGGGCCAGCACGCGGCACUUGCGGCGCUGGGCCAGGCCGUGCUCGCGGCGCUGGGCGUGGCGUUCUUCCAGGGCUCGACUCCUAUCGAUGUCGUCGGGGGCUACGUCUUCUCGCUGGACGUCCUCGGCGACGCGCUGUCGCUGGACGUGCUGACGAACUCAAAUGUGCUUCACAAGACGGGCUUCAUGGGCGCGGCGCCGACGGUGGUCUUCUUGGGUGGUUCGGAGGGACUCAACGCCCUCUUGCUGGACGCGUCGGCGGCCGCGGCGCUCGACGGCGUGUUCAAGGGCCUCUUCGGCGUCGCUGCGCUUCGCGGGCAACCGGUAGUCGUGGGCGCGGCGCCGGACGUGCCAUUGUAUAAUUCUUCGGACGGCCUAGACGUCUUCUCGGACAACCUCUGCCAGCGGGCUGGCGGCGCGCGGCUCGUGGGCGCGUUGACGGAUUCAUUAGAUGGGCUACGGACGGCGGGCCUCGCGGCGGCGGCCGCGGACGCGGCGUGCGUCCAGGGCUCGGCUUCGCUCGACGUCGCGUUGUGUCAGAACUCGCCGCGGGCCGUCGCGCGGCUCGUGGGCGCGUUGACGGAUUCAUUAGAUGGGCUACGGACGGCGAGCCUCGCGGUGGCGGUCGCGGACGCGGCGUGCGUCCAGGGCUCGGCUUCGCUCGACGUCGCGUUGUGUCAGAACUCGCCGCGGGCCGUCGCGCGGCUCGUGGGCGCGUUGACGGAUUCAUUAGAUGGGCUACGGACGGCGGGCCUCGCGGCGGCGGUCGCGGACGCGGCGUGCGCCCAGGGCUCGGCCGCUCGGCGUCGCGUUGUGUCAGAACUCGCCGCGGGCCGUCGCGCGGCUCGUGGGCGCGUUGACGGAUUCAUUAGAUGGGCUACGGACGGCGGGCCUCGCGGCGGCGGCCGCGGACGCGGCGUGCCCAGGGCCCGGCUUCGCUCGACGUCGCGUUGUGUCAGAACUCGCCGCGGGCCGUCGCGCGGCUCGUGGGCGCGUUGACGGAUUCAUUAGAUGGGCUACGGACGGCGAGCCUCGCGGUGGCGGUCGCGGACGCGGCGUGCGUCCAGGGCUCGGCCGCUCGACGUCGCGUUGUGUCAGAACUCGCCGCGGGCCGUCGCGCGGCUCGUGGGCGCGUUGACGGAUUCAUUAGAUGGGCUACGGACGGCGGGCCUCGCGGCGGCGGUCGCGGACGCGGCGUGCGCCCAGGGCUCGGCCGCUCGACGUCGCGUUGUGUCAGAACUCGCCGCGGGCCGUCGCGCGGCUCGUGGGCGCGUUGACGGAUUCAUUAGAUGGGCUACGGACGGCGAGCCUCGCGGUGGCGGUCGCGGACGCGGCGUGCGUCCAGGGCUCGGCUUCGCUCGACGUCGCGUUGUGUCAGAACUCGCCGCGGGCCGUCGCGCGGCUCGUGGGCGCGUUGACGGAUUCAUUAGAUGGGCUACGGACGGCGGGCCUCGCGGCGGCGGUCGCGGACGCGGCGUGCGUCCAGGGCUCGGCUUCGCUCGACGUCGCGUUGUGUCAGAACUCGCCGCGGGCCGUCGCGCGGCUCGUGGGCGCGUUGACGGAUUCAUUAGAUGGGCUACGGACGGCGAGCCUCGCGGUGGCGGUCGCGGACGCGGCGUGCGUCCAGGGCUCGGCUUCGCUCGACGUCGCGUUGUGUCAGAACUCGCCGCGGGCCGUCGCGCGGCUCGUGGGCGCGUUGACGGAUUCAUUAGAUGGGCUACGGACGGCGAGCCUCGCGGUGGCGGUCGCGGACGCGGCGUGCGUCCAGGGCUCGGCUUCGCUCGACGUCGCGUUGUGUCAGAACUCGCCGCGGGCCGUCGCGCGGCUCGUGGGCGCGUUGACGGAUUCAUUAGAUGGGCUACGGACGGCGGGCCUCGCGGCGGCGGUCGCGGACGCGGCGUGCGCCCAGGGCUCGGCCGCUCGGCGUCGCGUUGUGUCAGAACUCGCCGCGGGCCGUCGCGCGGCUCGUGGGCGCGUUGACGGAUUCAUUAGAUGGGCUACGGACGGCGAGCCUCGCGGUGGCGGUCGCGGACGCGGCGUGCGUCCAGGGCUCGGCUUCGCUCGACGUCGCGUUGUGUCAGAACUCGCCGCGGGCCGUCGCGCGGCUCGUGGGCGCGUUGACGGAUUCAUUAGAUGGGCUACGGACGGCGGGCCUCGCGGCGGCGGUCGCGGACGCGGCGUGCGUCCAGGGCCCGGAGGCAGUCUUGUCCGACAAUACCUUGUUAGAUGAGGCCAUGGAGAAACAUCGACUCGAUAGUAUGAAAGAGCAAAAAGUGAUACAAAUAUUGGUCGUUACCGCCUCGGGCGCGAAGAGGCCCUCUGUUUUUGUGAAGCCGUGGGCGAUCGUCGGUGAUCUCAUGCGCGAGAUCCAGCAGAAGAUUGGUGGUCCCCUGUCAAAAUAUCAGUAUCUGCAGUCCAUCGGCGGCAGACAGAUGCACAAAGCCGCUUUGCUCCAGCACUACGACAUCCAGAAUAAUUCUACUGUGGUUUUGUCGGAGCCCUGGCCUGGGCAUCUUCUAGGAGGCUCGUUGUUGUCGUUGAAAGAGCUCAUUGACAAGGGCAGCCUAAACGUGGGCGACAUCAUCGUCUUCAGAGAACACAAUCACCAAGAGGAAGGCGAACUGCUCGAGAACGGUUGGAUCAGGCACGAGGGCACAGUCUACAAGUCGGCGAGCGCGUUCGUGGGGGCGAUGCGCGGGCAAUCUUCCAGUGGAUAUAACUUUCUCUAUACGGCUACCGGUACGCCGAUCCAGUCGCUCCGCAGCGACCCCUCCGAGAGUAGCUCGAACGACGACGACUUGCGCAGCGACUCGAACAGCGACGACGAGGCGCCCCCGCAGCCGCCUGGGGACCAGCAGCUCGCGGGCCGGCGGCGGCGCCAGCCAACCGAGCGCUUUGAUCAUCAACAGCAAGAGGGCGAGUAUUAUGUGAAGCGUGGGCCCGCUGUGGGUGGCGCAGGCGACGGUGACGACGACGUGGUCAUGGAGGACGAUGACGAGCAGUCCCAGCCGCAACAAGCUCCGCUCAUAUCCACACAACCUAUAGGUAACAGUAGCUCGAACGGCGACGACUCGAGCAGCGACAGCAGCGAGAAGGCGACGCCCUGGAUGACCCGCCCUACGGACGACGCCCAAAUCCGGCGCAACCAGGCCGAGGCGCGGAGGAAACUAGCUGCUGAGAGGGAACGGUUGAAGAAGAGACCUUUAGCGAAGGGCGGAUUGUCGUCGGACGGCGGCAGUGCAUCAAAGCCCUCUCCGCAGAAGAAGCGCGCGCCGCCGCCGCCUCCUCCUCAUGACGCCGACAUGGAGGACGAAGACGAGCAGCUGCAGCUGCAACGAGCUCUGAUCAUGUCCAAACAACGUAUGGAAGAGGGAUUGGUGAAGGACGAUGGCAAGCCGGCGGCGAAGCCGAAGCGCAAGCGCCGCGUGAUCGAAGAACUCGACGAAGAGGACGACGGCGGCGCGCUGGAAGGGCUCACAUCUCAGCCGUCCCUGCCCGAGCCACCCUCGAAAAACGAUGACGGUCAUCCAUCUGCGACGGCGGACCACGCGCGGCCCGGCGGUGUACCGCCACCACCUUCUCUCCCACCGGCGAAGCGCUCGUGCCAAUCCUCUUCGCCGACCUCCGGGAAUGUCAAAGUGUUCUUCGACGGCGACCUGCCUAGCGAGUCCGUUUUACAGGGACUGAGGGACGCGGGCGUCAGCAUAGUGAAUCGGCCGCGCGACGCUACGUAUGUCGUGUGCGAGGAGCCGCUACGACUUUCGCUUACGUUUACCGCUGCCAGCUGCAUCGUGCAUUAUGCUGUGACUUACGAGUGGGUCCAUGCUACCAUCCAGGCCGUUCGCCCCGUAGAUGCGACGAACUACGUUGUGGACAGCCACGAGCUCGAACAAGAAGUUGGAUUUAAUCUCGCCGAUAAUUUGAGGCGGAACCGUGAGGCGCGGGACCGCUCGGAAUUACGCCUGCUUCAGGACUACGCGGUGUGUGUGGAUCCGGACUUUCAGUGGCCACGUGAUCUAUUGCAUGAUUUGCAGGAGAUGAUCGACUGCUCCGACGCGAUGCGGCUCGAAUUUAGUAAUGUGGUCGAAUUAGACGGCACCCUACCGCAAGAAGGAGCCAUCAUCAUCAAAGACGACAGUGGGCUAGUAGAUGAGGCGCUUGUGGACGAUAUCGCGUCCCCAACCACUGUAUUAAAGCACCGGUAUCUCUGUGAGUGCCUUCUGAGGAGGGCGUACCCCUGGGAAGAAGUGGCCGAAGCACCAGCACCCGCCGCACCGGACUCGUCCUUUACGAGGCCCGCGACCAUCGAUUCCUUGAGGAACAACCCCCUUCCCUUGGAGUCUAGGCAUAGGCCGCCAGGUAGCGCUAUUGUGCAUGGGGACUACGACCUCCUCGAGGUGCUAUGUGCUAAAGCUGCUAAUGCCACACCAGCGGAAGUUGUGGCCUGGAAAAUUUAUGGAAGUUUACGUCUCCAAGACCUCAAAGAUCUCCUGGAAGCGAACGGCCAGUCCAAGGUCGGCAACGAGGCCUUUGUACUCAGAAAGGUCAUUGACGGCGCGGCGCGCGGCGCGCCGGCCAUCUGUAGUAUCUGUGGGCAAGGCAAGCCCAAGCCCGUCGAGGGCGAGCUAGGGAGGUGGUGUUGCCCCGGCUACUAUGAUCAGUCUUUAUCUUAUACGAGCUGCCCCCAGACCUGGACGGACGCGACACUACCUAGAAAGCAGUGGAUCGAUACAGAUAGAGGCUUCGGCGGCCGGGCGAACCCUCCUUCUGUCCCUCUGCCCACGAGCUUCACGCAAGAUGAGGUUAACGACUUCUACGCCAGAGCUGAGACUCGCCCGGUGGCACCGGCCUGGAUGAGAGCACAAGUUGAGGAGGCGCUGGCGCCCGCCCCGCGGCAGGGCGAUGCCAACACGCUCGACAUGCUAGGCGAGCUCGUCGACCAGUUAAACCCCAUGGUGGUGCAGAAUUCGAGUGCUGCGGUUCGCCUCAACGUCCACAUCAUGGGGAUGAAACUAGUGACGCUCGCGAGAUCGGGCGGCGAUGGCGACGAUCACGAAGAGGAAGGCAAGACUGGCGGAGAUCCGAGUCCGCCACCGGCUCCACCUGCUCCGCGGGUGCCACUGCCAGAGGACGCUGACAAUUGGCCAAAAGCUUUCAUUGAACUGCUGCGCGAGAAGAAGGUGAAGUGCACCUUUACGGAUCCAAAUCCCAAGUCAGCACGGCGUUGGUUAGGCGCCAAGUCAGCAAGUGCUGCUCGCUAUGAUGGGUAUAUGGGCGCCACCAAUAUCGGGGAUUAUUUCGUCAUCUUCGGCGGCAACAUGGGUGACCUGCGCAACGAUAUCGAUCAUAAAUACUGCAAGCUCGACAAAUCGGCGCGCGACGCCGCGUGGCUCGAGUUCUUGGAGUCGGGCGAGGACUUUCAGUCGAAGGCGGCGGCGGCGGCGGCGAGGGCCAAGCCCGGCGCUAAAUCGGGCGGCGGCGCCGCCGAUGACGCUGAUAAUGAGGACCUGAUUGACACGGAUACGAACCCUCCGACAGAGCCCCUCGUACUGCCACCUAACUGGAAAGACAGCGUUCGGCGGCGCCCGAACUCUCAGUUGGAAGCAGCGGUGUGUGCGCUGGAUGCCGCCCUCAGGGGCAAGACGAGCUUUACUAAGGAAUGGGACCUACUCUUGAAGCAUCGCUGUUAUUGUUUAUAUCAACACGAGGACGAUCCAGCUAAUAAAGCAGUGAAGAACCUCGAAGUGCCGAUCGGUUGGCCGUCAUACAAGGGGUUCAGCAAGGACCCAAAGAAGAAUAGACCUUCCAGCCUGAAGUUGUUGCGCAAAUACCUCAAGUAUGCACUGCGACUCGCGAAGGAAGGAGGCGAAUACUGCCUAGACGGCGCGCAGAGCGAAAGCAAUCGCUGGUGGCCGGAGGAGAGGGAGAAAUUUCACGAGGCCAUGGCGACGCUCAACAUAAAGCGGAGCGGGGGUGCAAAGAACAUAUUGAAGGACGACUGCCGCCGGAUCGCGGAGAGCAUACCCAACAAAACGACUGAGCAGGUCCUUAGGCACGGUGUUGGUUACUUCAGCUCCUUCGAUGCGGAAGCGCAAGCUAUUGAAAAGCUCACUAGAACUGGCGACCCCUACGUGAAGUCCGUCUUGGACACGGACGCCACCGACGCGUCCAAGCUCCUCUUCUGCAUCAUAUCUACAGGCCGGUGGGUCGACGCCAAACUCAUUGAAUUGAGACUGUUAAAAGCUGGCCUAGGAGCAUCACAAAUACUGUGGGUCGUGGGCACCCAGGGAGAAGUGGCCAAGUACAAGUCGCAAUGCUAUGGUGAAGUAGUAGUAGGAGGCGGUCUCUCUGCGUCGAGAAACGAAGCUCUAGAUCAGGCCCGACGCCGCGGCUGCGUGUGCGUGCAACUGAGGGACAGUGUUUGUAAGUGCGUGGUAAUACAGGAGGGCAGAUCGCUAGCUGAUUUCCACAAAGGGAUAGGUCUGUGGAAAGAGCCAGCGAGUCUGAAGGCGGCCAACACCGCGGGCUCGAAGAAGGUGGAGGCGACACUGGUGGUCGCGGCCGAGUUGUUGUACAAAUUGAUGAAAGCGACGGACAAACGCUUGGCAGGCUGCUUCCCUGUCCGGAACGAGGGCUUCGCCGCAAGCAAGGAACCGGUGCAGCAGCGGGAACUUGUUGAUGAAAGGCUGUUGGUAAUCGACCCGAAGGACACCGAAUUGAAAUUCGACGAAUCAUUGAAUUUCAGGGAGGUCGACGAGUUCACGGCGCAGCACUUCAACACUUAUGGCGGGAUUUGUAGAUCAAACCGCGUGCUGUGUGUGGGACAAAACGACCAGAAGAAGCGACGUGUGGGGCUAGGAUCCUGGGUCACCCCGGAGGGACCUAGUGAAGAGGAUAAACGGAACGCCAUCGAUUCACUGCUCAAUAAGCAUCGCGACUUGUUCCGUGAGAGGAUCAUCUACAAUAGAACAACACGCCCGCACGAUAGAUAUGUGUUGAGUUGGAAACAAAAGGACGCCUCUCCGGAGCCGAAGGAUCAAAAUGAGACCAUGGAGGACGUGCAGCCCGGCGAGCAGACCAACCCGUCUACACAACUACCGUUCGACGCCGCGUCUUUGGCGGCCCUGGAAUGUCCGCCGGUGCCGGCAGCUAUGCGAAAACCGACCCCAAAGGAAAAAUUUAUACGCUUCGCAUUUCUGGCGCGCGAGACGUUCAAGUGUGAGAACGGCGAAAAAAGCGAGGCUGCCCUGAUUUUGCCACACGAAGAAGGCAAUUCCCGACAGGAAGGCCAGGUUCGCGUGCUUUGCGAGUUAGUGAAAGGUAGGUUCACCCACAAGGUGAAGUUCGCAUCACGUGCUUCUAAGGAGCAGCUUACUAUUUUGGGAGAGGACGAUUAUGGCUUCGAAUUUAUACGGACGAAGGCGCCUGCGAUGUACAGAGAUAUGAAGUGCAUUUUUGUGGUGGAUCCCAGGGCCAAGGGUGGUUCUUUCAGGCCCCGAUGUGCCCAUGCGAAAGGUUUUGUCACACUCGCCAAUGGAUGUGCGCGAGGCUUAGAGUGCCCUAAUUCUAAAAUAGACAUCGAACAGCACCACAUCACCGCGCAUGAACGCGACUGCCUCUUGGCCCCAUCCACAAUGCUCAUCAACACGGGGUUGCUCGCCAGCGGCAUUUGGGGAAGGCAACGACCCUUACACAAGCAGCUCAACAAGCUCUGGGAGAUGAUCCAGCAUCAACAUUCCAUUAACGAUAAAACCUUUGUCCAUCGAAACGAGAUCUCGGUUCCAGUUGACACUAAGCAGUCAGGCGACGCAUAUGGUGGACAUAGUACUCUAUGGAAUGAACUCAAACCAGGCGGCAAAUUAUUUAGGCACUUGAAAGAAGCUGUUCCUACUCGUGUACAUGAUCUGCUGCCAGAGGGUCUGCCCAACGACUUCACGACGCGGGGCACGUACUACGAACUCAAGAACGAUAGUGAAGAAUACUUCCCGUUCUGGGGCCGGGACACGCUUCUCUAUUAUGAGCCCAAGUCGAAAAAUCAAACGCUGUCCGUCGUUUAUGGGAAAUGCCCCAUAACAGGAGUGGGCGGACGAAAGACGAAGAAACAAAAUCCUUUUCCCCUUGUGCUACACCACAUCACAGUCGAUAAAAAGGAAUACUUUGUUGGCUUCAUCAACGACAGUGUGAACAGGGGCCUCGGCAGCACCGGCGCCCCGAAUCCGUUUGCCUAG
This is a messenger RNA of Pelagomonas calceolata, 9792 nucleotides long. NCBI's taxonomy places the organism in Eukaryota, Pelagophyceae, Pelagomonadales, Pelagomonadaceae. The record is from the annotation of a GenBank genome assembly.